AUGCCCAACGAAGACAUCGAAAUCAACACAAUUUGUUCAGAUUUGGAAUCUUCUCAAUUCACCCUCCAUGCAUGCUGCAAUGAUGACCACAAAAUCGAUGAAAAGUCUGCUCCUAGAAGACUUCCCAAAAUAAAAAUUUUUGGCACUGGAGGAACAAUUGCUUCCAAAGGCGCUUCCUCGUCGGACACGGCUGACUACCACGUUGACUUAACGAUUCAGCAGUUGUUACAAGCGGUCCCAGAUAUUUCGGGUAUUUGCGAGAUUGACUACGAGCAGCUAUGCAAUGUGGACUCGAAAGAAAUCAACGAGAGCGUCCUUCUCAAAAUUUACGCUGGUGUCUCCUCUGCUCUACAGACAUUUGACGGCAUUGUCAUCACGCAUGGUACUGACACUUUGGCCGAGACCACUUUCUUCAUCGAAAGCACAAUCGACUCCGGGGAUGUUCCAAUCGUGUUCGUGGGCUCCAUGAGACCAUCCACGAGUAUUUCAGCGGACGGUCCCAUGAACCUCUACCAGGCCAUUUGCAUUGCGGCAGACAAACAGUCUCGUGGUCGUGGUGUAUUGGUGUCUCUCAACGACCAGAUCUCUGCAGGUUAUUAUAUAACCAAGACUAAUGCCAACACGUUGGACUCCUUCAAUGUCAGACAAGGCUACCUGGGCAACUUCGUCAACAACGAAAUCCACUACUACUACCCCCCUGUUAAGCCAAUGGUAUGCCACAAAUUCAAGCUGCAAUUGAGCCUUGACAAAACCCUAAUUUCAAGAACGACCUUCCCAACGGUGCACAUUGUGUACGCGCAUCAGUCCAUAAGCCCCGCUCUCAUUGAGCUCGUUUCGCAGCACUGUGAGGGUAUGGUUAUCGCUACUUUGGGUGCUGGUUCCUUGCCAGCGAUCGUAAAUGACAAAGUGCUGGACCUGCGAAUUCCUGUCGUAUACUCAAAAAGAUCGAUGGAUGGCAUGAUCCCCAAAGCCAAUCUUCCAAAGCCCAAGGGCAAGGACUUUUUCAAUAUUGUUGCUUCCGGUUACCUAAACCCCGAGAAGAGUAGAAUUCUACUACAGCUUUGCUUGUUUGAGAAAUUCACGGUUGAAGAGAUCAGGGAAGUGUUUAGCGGUGUGUACGGAGGAUGA
Lachancea thermotolerans CBS 6340 is the source of this 1128-nucleotide messenger RNA. It is a transcript of the gene ASP1, whose product is annotated as asparaginase ASP1. Lineage: Eukaryota; Fungi; Ascomycota; Saccharomycetes; Saccharomycetales; Saccharomycetaceae. Bases 1 to 1128 code for a protein of 375 amino acids. The transcript has a single exon. The record is from RefSeq and is a predicted model, not a curated record. Gene Ontology annotation, molecular function: asparaginase activity.